This is a messenger RNA of Trachemys scripta elegans, 1752 nucleotides long. RefSeq names its product membrane primary amine oxidase-like. Gene Ontology annotation, biological process: amine metabolic process. Gene Ontology annotation, cellular component: plasma membrane. The transcript has a single exon. The record is from RefSeq and is a predicted model, not a curated record. Lineage: Eukaryota; Metazoa; Chordata; Testudines; Emydidae. The coding region runs from base 103 to 1752 and encodes 549 amino acids. Gene Ontology annotation, molecular function: quinone binding; primary methylamine oxidase activity; copper ion binding.
UGUACUAACCAUCCAGCCACAGUCCAAACAGGCUGACGGCAGCGUCUCUGGGAGCUGCUGUAAAGCUCCAGGAGUCUCCUCUGCCUUCGUGACUGCAGCAACAUGAACCUGAAAACUGUCCUCAUCCUCCUGGUCCUGGCACUAGCCACGAUCUUCGCUUUGGUUUGUGUGUUGCUGACGAGAGGAGUGAAACCAGCCAGCUGUGAGCCGCAGCCCCUGAGCAGCCAGGGGGGAAAGCACAGUGAUCAGAGCCUGGUCUUUGCUGAUCUGAUGCCAGAAGAAAUGGGGCAAGUGGUGAGGUACCUGCAGCGCAGCCUUGGGGUGCCAUUGGUAGACGCCUAUAAUGCAAACCCCUCCGAUAACUGCAUUUACUACAUCGAUGUGCAGCUCCCCAGCAAGGCAGAGGUGCUGGGGUUCUUGGAUCGUGGGGGCAGGCGACCCCCCCGGCAGGCGCUGGCUGUGGUGUAUUUUGGAAACCAACCAGAUCCGAAUGUCACGGAGUACGUGGUGGGUCCCCUGCCCCAGCCGACGACUCACCAGGACAUCACGGUGCGGAAGUACGGAGGGAAGCUGCCGUAUCACCGCAGACCAGUGCUGGGUAAGGAGUAUGAGCAGAUUGCUGGCUAUUUACAGAGGACGGCAUUUCCCACAGCUCGAACCUUCCUGAAUCAAGUAUUUGAUUAUGAUGGAACUAAUUUAGCAGCUAUGACCACAGCCCCCCGGGGGUUCCAGUCCGGAGACCGCAGCACCUGGUUUGUUCUGUUCCACAACGUGAGCGGCUACUUCCUGCACCCAGUGGGGCUGGAGGUGCUGGUUGAUCACAGCAGCCUGGACGUCUCCCACUGGCGGGUGAGAAAAGUGUUCUAUAACGGCCAGUACUACGGGGACUUGGUGCAGCUGGAGAGCGAGUUCAAGCAGGGCCGUGUCAAAGUGCACUCAGUUACGAGAGCCCCACCCGACGGGGGAUUCUCUUCCAUGCAGCCCCGAGCAGCCCCCAGGGCUCCGUUCCCUCUGCAGUACGAGCCGCAUGGGCCCCGCUACAGUGUCCGAAACAACCAAGUCGUCUCCCAGGCCUGGAGCUUUGCCUUUGGGGUGAACGUGAACACGGGGAUGCGUCUCUUUGACAUCAGAUUUAAGGGGGAGAGGAUUGUCUAUGAAAUCAGUGUCCAGGAUGCUACAUCUGUCUAUGGGUCCAACUGUCCUGGAGGGAUGUCAACCAGGUACAUGGAUGGGAGCUUUGGCAUCGGGAGAUUCACGUACCCGUUAGUCCGGGGGGUUGAUUGCCCCUAUUCAGCCACCUACGUAGACACACACUACUUAGCUCAAUCCCCAAACCCUAGAAUUAAUAAAAACUCCAUCUGCAUUUUUGAGCAGAACACCGGGUCUCCUCUGAGGCGCCAUUACUCCAACUUGCAGUCCCUGUACUACGGGGGUCUGACCAACUCUGCUCUGGUCCUUCGGUCAGUUGCCACUCUGGGCAACUAUGACUACGUCUGGGACUUCAUCUUCUACCAGAACGGCGCGAUCGAGGCCAAAGUCCAAGCCACAGGCUACAUGAGUUCGUCCUUUCUGUAUGGUGACGGUCUGGACUAUGGCAAUAGGGUUGGGGAUCACACCCUGGGGACGGUACACACCCAUUCCAUCAAUUUUAAAGUGGACUUGGACAUUGGAGGUAGGUCUCUUGGUGAUGUUUCUUUCUCUCUCUCCUGUGCCUCUCACUUAUUACGUGCUACAGGCAGUCCUCGGACUUAG